This is a messenger RNA of Sinocyclocheilus grahami, 1641 nucleotides long. RefSeq names its product sodium bicarbonate transporter-like protein 11. The record is from RefSeq and is a predicted model, not a curated record. The coding region runs from base 1 to 1641 and encodes 546 amino acids. Gene Ontology annotation, biological process: monoatomic anion transport; monoatomic ion homeostasis; transmembrane transport. Lineage: Eukaryota; Metazoa; Chordata; Actinopteri; Cypriniformes; Cyprinidae. The transcript is spliced from 12 exons. Gene Ontology annotation, cellular component: plasma membrane; basolateral plasma membrane. Gene Ontology annotation, molecular function: solute:inorganic anion antiporter activity.
AUGCCGUUAAAUCAAAGAUGUAAUGUGAAGAGUCUUCAGAGACGCUGCGUCUGUGUUUCGCGUCUGGAGCGGCCGCAGAACUGGGGUGUGAACUGCUGCGAGGUUCGCUAUGUUAUCCUCAUCCUGGCACCGCCUCGCACAAAAAGCACAAAGACCGCCAUAGAGCUCAGCCGCACGUUUGCCACCUUGUUCUCAGACAUCUCAUUUAGACAGAAACUCCUGGAAACGAAGACCCAGGAGGACUUCAAGCAGGAGCUGGUGAUUCAAAGGCAGCGGCUCUCCACUGCCAUCCAGAAGCCCUCGCUGGAGGAAGAGACCGACCCACACAGCAACAAACCACUCAAGGUAAAAGAUUUCCUCCGAGCAGGUCGUGGCAUUUAUGAAGACCUGUGCCGCAGGCUUCCGUUGUACCUGUCGGACUUCACAGAUGGGAUUCUGGACGCUAACAGAUCUUUGCUGAAGUACACCACCACAGCCAUCUUCCUCUACAUCGCCAUCCUGCUGCCGGCCAUUGCGUUCGGCUCUCUGAAUGACGAGAGCACGCGAGGAGAGAUAGGUCUUUCCACAGAAGAAGUGAUAGCUUUGUUCAUCUCCAUUGCCUUUGUGGGCGACGCUUUGAAAGGCACCAUAAAGAUAUUUCAUAAAUAUUAUCAUGGCCUUACACUAGUCAACGGAAGCACAGAGGAACUGCAUGGUCUGGGUGUGAUACUUCAUCAGGGAGUGAACGGAACAGAGAAUGGAGGCAUCUCACUCCCUGCAACAAUGGUUCUGUGCACCAGGGAGCGCCCUAUUCUCUGCCUGCUGCUGAUGCUGGGAACACUGUGGCUGGGCUAUGCCCUCUUCCUCAUCAAGAGAAGAUCCACAGUUCCAGUAUUCAACUACCAGAAUGAAGCCCUAUUCAGAGUAGCAGCUUUUGACCAGCUGACAGGGAUGAAUGUAUUAAGUGCAUGCGGUCUUGGCUUUCUCCUUGCCUUGCUCAUCUUCAUUGACCAGAAUAUUGUGGUGUCCCUCACCAAUGCCCCAGAGAACAGACUGCUAAAGGGAACGGCGUACCACUGGGACCUGAUGCUCUCUGGGUUUAUCAACAUCCUGAUGUCAGUGCUGGGGUUGCCAUGGAUGCACGCCGCUUUCCCACACUCCACGCUGCAUGUGCGUCAGCUGGCGCACGUGGAACAGCGAGUAGAGGGGGGCCACCUCUAUGAAACGAUAGUCAGCGUGAAGGAGACCAGACUUACCUCGCUGGCUGCAAACAUCCUGAUUGGUUUGUCAGUGUUUUUGCUGCCGGUGCCUCUGCAGUGGAUACCGAAACCCGUUCUCUACGGCCUCUUCCUGUACAUCGCUCUCACGUCUAUUGAUGGAAACCAGAUGUGUGACCGAAUGGCCCUUCUGCUUAAAGAACAAACGUCGUAUCCACCCACUCACUACAUCCGCAGAGUGCCGCAGAGGAAGGUGCAUUAUUUCACAGGCCUGCAGAUUGUUCAGUUGAUCAUCCUGUGUGCAUUUGGGAUGUACCCUCUGCCCUAUAUGAAGAUGAUCUUCCCUUUACUCAUGAUCAUGCUCAUUCCAAUAAGGUAUGCCAUAGUUUUUAUAUCAGAGCAUCACUACGAUUAUAGAAAAAUAGUUUGUGUUGCAGCACAAUGA